Molecule: messenger RNA, 2996 nt
Organism: Amoebophrya sp. A25
Lineage: Eukaryota; Dinophyceae; Syndiniales; Amoebophryaceae
Source: the annotation of a GenBank genome assembly
AUGGCCUCGAGUUCGAUCUCCGCUACUCCUAUCCGGUACCAAAGCUAGAUUCCUCAUCAUGUCCUGCUACCAUCCGUAAACGUAAUCUGUUCUGUAGUAUCAAACGAGAACAAGAAGCUGACACCGCUUCCUACUCGGAUCAAGCGCAAGACCAUCAUCAACUUUCCUUUCCAUCAGCGUAUUUCUUGAUUGAGUUCUUAUUUGACACCAGGACUAUUUGAGUUUGGCUUCAUGCUCAACAGGUUGAAAUCGUCAUUGAACUGCAAAAAUCUUCACUCAUUUUUUAGAUUCGCGGUGGCGUCUUGGCUGACAAAGUGGGGUACGGAAAAACGGCGACGCUUUUGGCUCUCAUCGCCAGCGGCAAAGAUGGGGACCGAGAUUCAUUGGAAACGCGCAGAGAAAUUGGGUGUGCCGGAGCAUGACGAAGGUGCAUUCUUUGAAGCGCUCGAGACAACCCUUAUCAUGGUCCCUUCUCAUCUGGUCGAUCAAUGGGCUGCCGAGGCCGAGAAGUUCGCCAAAUCAUACAAGCUGGAAAUCCUGACCUUAUGACUCAUUCUCCCACGACAGGCGUUUUUUGCAAGAAUUGAGAGUACUUAGUAGAGUAUAUCAUCAUGAGUAAGAGUAAGGAACUUGAUAGAUAGAAAUUCAAAUUUUUCUUCGAUGGCACUACAGUGGAGCGCGGCAGAAUUCAACAAACAUGAGAAAAAUAUAUCCCUUUACGCUGUGAAAAGAAGACGCUGUGCUAGAUAUUUACUCCGUCUUUUUUAUCGUGAUACCGAUACUUUUCUGUAAUAUGUCGAAACGGAAGGGGAAAUUGUCUCGUUUCUAUGCCAAGAAUUUCUAUUUCCAACAACAAGUGUUGAAAAAGUCUCAUCUAAUUCCGAUCAAAACGGUUACGCACUUGGCGAACGAAACGCCGGAAACUCUUGCGGAAUACGAUUUGAUUAUUUGCACUUACGCAGUGUUGUAUUCCGAAAAGUUUCGCCUUCGUGUUGGUGACUUCCUCUCGUCCGAUCCCGAUCGAGCGUGGUACAAGUCGCGUGAAAAUGUCAAGCGCAAUGAGGCCUACAAACUGCAGGAGCUCAAGCGAGUCACUCAGAAAUUUAUCGAGACGUGGGAUAAUGGCGAGAUCGAGGAACGGGAUAACUACAUCGAUAGUCCGAUCUUCAAGGAGAGCGAAGCACUAUCGAGCGCGAUUGUAAAGGAGCACUGCAACCGCAAAGCACUCAAAAACAAGAAGCACAAGUCGAUCCAGGUGCCGUUUCCGCUACUGGAGCAGAUGUUCUUCGGUCGUGUGGUCUUGGACGAGUUUCACGAGGCUGAAUGCUUUAAUUAUGCUGAGACAAUACGCAGCAUAUUUGAUUUUUCGAUCUGUCUUACUUUGCUGCUGACUGUUUUUCUUGGAUAGAAUAUACCUUGGCGUCACCAAGUAAGCACUCAAUUGAACCUCAUUGAGGAUAUCAAUAUACGGCCUAAGUACAAUUUUUUUCGCUCGGCUUCUAAUGCCUAGGAAGAACGCAUUGUUUGAUGUGGUUGCGUGGGUUAACACGAUGGGGAUUGACUGGAACGCCGCAUGUUGGCUCUGCGCAAUCCGUUAAGAUCAUGGCCGGACUUUUUAGCAUCGACGUUGUUUGCAACGGUACUUCAGUAUUCCCAUAGUUGCAAACUUUUGCAAAACUAGCACUAGCAGACUCUUGCUCAACCAAUCUUUGAUCGUUUCCUCAUUCUUGAUUCUGAUCUGUGAUUCACAGCACUGCCCUAGAAGGUUUUUCCUUUCAUCCCGUACGUGUCAACAAUUCUCUUUAUCUUUUCCAACAUUUCACCGCCAGGCGUCGAUGCGGCUUGGGCACAGCCUCAAGGUCCUGUUGAGCGGAAGCCUUUUCAGAAAAUUAUCCCGCAUGCCAACGACGACAAUUCAGACAAUCCAAACUUCGUACUACGUUCCCCGUGUGUCAGCAAGACCAUCCUCGAUAACUGCCAGAACUUUAUCAAUGUGAUGGUCCGCCAGAACAGCCGCAAUCCGGACGUUGACUCGAUUGAAAUUGUGCUCUUUCUUAAUGCCAGUCUCUCUGGGUCUUGUUGCGAUCUUCAUCUUCCUAUCUCCAUCUCCAUACUGAUUCGCUGUUCAUCAGAAAAUUUUUUUCGUCUCUCUCGCACGUAUCUCCGCGUGUAUGAAGAUCAAUGAUUGACAGGGAGUAGACGAUGGAAAACAACAACCUCUUCUUGUAUUACUUUCUCUAACAAAUUUUGAACAAACUUUGUUUUUCAUACCUCUCAGGUGCCGCACUCUAUUCCAGUCGACUUCACGGAAGGUGAAAGAAUCCUCUACGAUGCCACGAAACGCAACUACGAGUAUAGCGGGCCGCUGGGCGAAGCUGAGAAGAGCGAUUUGAUUCGACGAUGCUCGCACUAUGCGCCGUCUUCAAAUGAAACCAUCGGGGACGAACUCAAAAGAAAGGCGGCAGAUGCCAAAGACGUUUAUGGCUCUUCAUGUUCCAACUUUUACCUUAUUUUUUUCUACUCGACAAAAAGCGCCUUCCUUUCAGCUAAGUCUUAGUCCUCGCAGAGGAAUAAUGUGUUUUUGGCUGAGAACUAGAAGAUCACGAGAGCAGUCUCUGAAAAUUGUCACUGAAAAUUUCCAAAGAGCUCUAACAUGCAGUGGGAGAUCUCAUUAAAACAGUGAAGCAGUUAUUGGCGCAGGCCGAUGCGUUCCGGGCGGUUCUGGUUGUAGCUGGUGGCCCAGAAAGCAGAAAGGCACUGGAGUGCCCGGGUACACGCAGCUACAGCUGCAGCAUCGGCGUGCAAGCGCAAGACGAUGAUGGCGAAGAAAUGAGUGAAAAUGCCACGAAGAGGAAGAGCUCCCAAAAAACUGCGAUGAAGAAAGCCGCCCCGAAAAAACCGGCAAGUGGUAGCAAAGGGAAAGCUUCCGACGGUAAAAAAGAGCGGGAGCCGCAAGACAGGUCUACGGCAUCUUCUUCUGCAGCGACGGGCGGUAA